AUGGCUCUUGCGAAACUCGUGACGAUUCUCCUUCUCAUCGUCUCUGUGUCACCGACCUUAGCGGAAUCCAACGGUCGUGGACACAUCUCUGUACUCGUCUCAAAAACUGGUCUUGAAUUCGCGAAAGAUUACCUUAUCAACGAGGUGAUAUCUACGACGAUUCCGCUUAAGCUACCAGACAUCGAGAAGAAGGUUAAGAUCCCUUUAAUCGGGAAAGUUCGAAUGGGUUUAUCGAAUAUCCAGAUUUACGCGGUUCAUGUUCAGUCUUCGAAGAUCGAGACUGGAGAAAACGGAAUCGUUUUGAGUGUUUCAGGUGCUACCGCAGAUUUGAUCAUGGAUUGGUCUUAUACCUAUAAAGCUUCCUUCUUUCAGAUUUCUGAUCAUGGAGAUGCUUCUGUUAAGGUUAAUGGAAUGGAUGUGAAAGUCAGUGUCAAUCUGUUUAAUGAUGAUGGAAGUUUAAAGAUUGCAUUAUUGGAAAGUGGUUGUACGGUGAAAAGCAUUGGUAUUCAUAUCAAUGGUGGUGCUUCUUGGCUAUAUCAAGGAGUGGUUGAUGCAUUUCAGAAGACGAUACUAUCUACUGUUGAGAACACUGUCUCUAAGAGAAUUGCUGAGAAGAUGACAAAGCUUGAUUCUUUAUUGCAAUCACUUCCUAAAGAGAGAAAGAUCGAUGACUCUGUUGCGGUGAAUCUCACCUUUACAGGCAACCCUGUAUUGGGUGAUUCGUCGGUUGAAGCUGGAAUUGAUGGUUUAUUCAUGCCAAAUGGUAAUGAUGUUAAAGUUUCAGGAUCUCGGUCUUCGUUCUUCGGUAGCGAGGUUAACAGAAUGGUGGCGAUUUCAUUAAAAGAAGAAGUUUUCAAUUCCGCAACACUUGUCUACUUCAACGCAAAGCGGAUGCAUAUGGCUAUCGGAGAAUCGAGGAACGGGUCGGUUCUAAGCACAUCCGACUGGAAACUCAUCCUUCCACGACUGUACAAACAAUAUCCAGAUGAUAAAAUGAUGCUUAAUAUGUCGGUAACAUCGCCUCCUGAUGUUAAAAUCACAGAGAAUGGAAUUGAUACGACUAUUCAUUUAGAGAUAUCAAUCAAUGUUCAAGACUUUGGCAAAGUCCUAUCCGUAGCACGCAUAUCAUCGGUUCUGAAUGUUGCGUGUUCUGCAGAAAUCGCAAAGAGCAAUCUAACCGGUAGCCUCAGGCUAAUAGAUUUCAAUGCAACAAUGAAGUCCAGUAAUAUUGGAGAGCUUCAAACCAAAUAUAUACAGGCUGCGACAUCGACGGUUCUUGAAUCCUUGUUUUUGCCAUAUGUAAACACACGGCUCAAGAGAGGAUUCCCGUUGCCUAUUCCACACGGUUUCACUAUCAAAAACGCAGAGAUAGUCUUUGUUAAAAACGGGGUUAUGGUCUGCACCGAUAUAGCUUCUUAUUCUAUAUGA
Arabis nemorensis is the source of this 1428-nucleotide messenger RNA. Lineage: Eukaryota; Viridiplantae; Streptophyta; Magnoliopsida; Brassicales; Brassicaceae. The record is from the annotation of a GenBank genome assembly.